Messenger RNA from Chrysochloris asiatica (Cape golden mole), 936 nucleotides. RefSeq names its product olfactory receptor 4C11-like. The record is from RefSeq and is a predicted model, not a curated record. The coding region runs from base 1 to 936 and encodes 311 amino acids. Gene Ontology annotation, cellular component: membrane. Lineage: Eukaryota; Metazoa; Chordata; Mammalia; Afrosoricida; Chrysochloridae. The transcript has a single exon. Gene Ontology annotation, biological process: G protein-coupled receptor signaling pathway. Gene Ontology annotation, molecular function: G protein-coupled receptor activity; olfactory receptor activity.
AUGGAAAUCAUGCAGAAAAACAGAAGUGUAUCUGAGUUCAUGCUGCUAGGAUUGACACAAGAUCCUACAAGGCAGAAAAUGGUGUUAAUAACCUUAUUAAUUUUCUAUGUUGGCACUGUGAUGGGGAACUUGCUCAUCAUUGUGACCAUCAAAUUCAGUCGGACACUUGGGAGUCCCAUGUACUUCUUCCUAUUUUACUUGUCCUUUGCUGACACCUGCUUUUCAACUUCCACAGCCCCCAGACUAAUUGCAGAUGCUCUCUCUGCAAAGAAAGUUAUAUCUUACAAUGAAUGCAUGACACAAGUCUUUGUACUGCAUUUAUUUGGCAGCAUGGAGAUCUUUGUCAUUACCCUCAUGGCUGCAGAUUGCUAUGUGGCCAUCUAUAAGCCCUUGCGGUACCCGACCAUUAUGAGACGGCAGGUCUGCAUCAUCUUGAUUAUUCUUGCCUGGAUAGGGUCUUUUAUACAUUCUACAUCUCAGAUUGUCCUGGUCUUGAAACUGCCAUUCUGUGGACCCAAUAUGAUUGAUCAUUAUUGCUGUGAUUUGCAUCCACUGUUAAAACUUGCCUGCAUGGACACUUAUAUGAUCAAUCUACAGUUAGUGUUCAAUAGUGGGGUCAUUUGCUCAAGCAGUUUCUUGCUUCUGAUGAUCUCAUACUUUGUUAUCUUGCAUUCACUGAGAAACCACAGUGCAGAAGGGAGGAAAAAAGCCCUUUCCACUUGCACCACUCACGUCAUUGUAGUCAUCUUAUCGUUUGGUCCAUGUAUAUUCAUAUACACACGUCCACCAAUCACUUUACCAAUGGACAAGAUGGUGACAGUAUUCUAUACCAUUGGGACACUCUUUCUCAACCCCAUCAUCUACACCCUCAGAAAUACAGAAGUUAAAAAUGCCAUGAGAAAAUUAUGGAGUGUCAAAACCACAGAAAGCAACUGA